GAGGAAACAACACUGUGGUCUGAGGAAACAACACUGUGGUCUGAGGAAACAACACUGUGGUCUGAGGAAACAACACUGUGGUCUGAGGAAACAACACUGUGGUCUGAGGAAACAACACUGUGGUCUGAGGAAACAAAGAUGGAACCAUACCCCAGCACCCUCAGAUACCCUGACACCCUCAGAUACCCCAAACCUAACAACCUCAGAUACCCCAACACCCUCAGAUACCCCAAACCUAACAACCUCAGAUACCCCAACACCCUCAGAUACCUCAAACCUAACAACUUCAGAUACCCUGACAGCCUCAGAUACCCCAAACCUGACAACCUCAGAUACCCCAAACCAAACAACCUCAGAUACUCUGACACCUUCAGAUACCCCAACACCAUCAGAUACCCCAAACCUAAUAACUUCAGAUACCCCAAACCAAACAACCUCAGAUACCCUGACACCCUCAGAUACCCCAAACCUAACAACCUCAGAUACCCUGACACCUUCAGAUACCCCGACACCUUCAGAUACCCCAACACCAUCAGAUACCCCAACACCAUCAGAUACCCUGACACCAUCAGAUACCCUGACACCAUCAGAUACCCUGACACCCUCAAAUACCCUGACACCCUCAGAUACCCUGACACCAUCAGAUACCCUGACACCCUCAGAUACCCUUACACCAUCAGAUACCCCAACACAUCCUGAUACUCCAACACCAGCAGAUACCCCAACACCCAACACAUUUUGAGGUAUUGUGUUAAUGAAUUUUGAGGUAAAAAAAAAAAAAGAAAAAAGUAAUUGAUUUUGGGAUAAGCCUGUAA
Messenger RNA from Sphaeramia orbicularis (orbiculate cardinalfish), 815 nucleotides. RefSeq names its product adhesive plaque matrix protein-like. The record is from RefSeq and is a predicted model, not a curated record. NCBI's taxonomy places the organism in Eukaryota, Metazoa, Chordata, Actinopteri, Kurtiformes, Apogonidae. The coding region runs from base 139 to 699 and encodes 186 amino acids. The transcript is spliced from 2 exons.